Aphanomyces astaci is the source of this 2367-nucleotide messenger RNA. RefSeq lists its product as hypothetical. The transcript is spliced from 2 exons. Lineage: Eukaryota; Oomycota; Saprolegniomycetes; Saprolegniales; Verrucalvaceae. The record is from RefSeq and is a predicted model, not a curated record. Bases 1 to 2367 code for a protein of 788 amino acids.
AUGGUAUCUACCCGAGCCACCGCUAACGCCCCCUUGCUCGCCGCUACCGUCGCCGCCGGCACCAAUUCUAUGGUGCAGACCAUGGAUGCACUCUCACCACCUACCACUGGGACCGGUGAGACGAAUUCCGACGACAUGGAGGUGGAAAUUCACGAUUUGACCUCUCCGGUGGCCAAAAUGCGCGAUUUUGGCUUGAACUCGUUUCCGGCAACGCGCGACGCCGCCUCCACCGAUCCUGCUUCGCCGCCUAUGGUGCGUGAGUAUGCCACCUCCCCGGGUCCCAUGGUACCUGUCGGUGUGCCAAACGGCACCUCAAACGGCGCCACGGGUGCAAAGUUGGGUCCUUCGACGACGUUGAGCCACCACCUGGCCAUGGCUAGCCGGCCUGGGACCACCACCGCGAGUGCUGCAACCGCUCCUGCGCCUAUGCUGCGUGACCGGUCAGCCUCACCACCAUCCACCGGACCUACCAGAGUGGCCAGCGACGUCAUGGGCGUCGACGAUCACGAUUUGGGGCCGCCGGUGACCGCCAACGACGAUUCUGGCCGUUCGGGCCUAUCCACCGACAACACCGUCAGCCCUGGCGAUGCGCGAAGUGAUGUAUCGUCCCAAGCCACGUUACCUGCUCGUGUUGGUGACGCUGGAUCGUCCGAAAACGUCAACCCACGCUCGCUCCCUCGCGCCCGUGGCUCUGCAGCUUCGGCUACGACUGCCACCUCGCCGCCGUCGACCGAUCCAUGGGCUGCCUGUGCUGCCAAACGCGCCGAGGCCACCAAGACCACUCGCAUCAAGGAUGUGGGUGCCCACCGUCCGUCGAUGGUCGACCUGGCACCUCUCUUGGCCAAGCACGCUGCCGGAACGCUCGCCUUCCAUGACACCAUGCCUAUCCAGAAGCACGACAAGCGUGAGGUCGUCGGGUGGCUGCACAUGGACACGGGCAACCAUACCAAGGCGAUCAACGAGGAUGCCGCCAUGGCGUCGCUGCUGCACGACAACCAGUCGUUGGUCAAGGGCGACACCCUCGUUGACGUCAUCAAAUGUGAGAAGGAUACCCAAAACCGUAUGUUACGGUGGGGUAUCGCCAGUGACACUGCUCUCCGUCAACUUCAAGGAACGACAUUGAAGUUGCGUGUGACCACGACGUCUGGGAAGAUCAAGACCACCACCAUGAUGUCGUUCCAAAUGUCCCUUCCACACGUGCUCGAUGGGUUCUACAUGGACAUCCCGGCUGGCCUGCAAGGUCUGUUUGAGGAACGGCUCCUGUUUGAAACCCUGCAACGCCUCGAACCUCGUUUCCUAUGGGGUCUGUCACCCAAUGCGUUUGCGGCACUCCACGAGCGUUGGAACGUUGGACACGCGGUGCACCGGGCCAACCACGAUGGUGUGAGUUUUGAAUCCAUCAUCCCCGAGCUGCACCAGCCCGACAACGACCUUGCCCACCCCACUGCCGACGAGUAUGUGACGUGCCCCAAACCAACCAAGGGCACAGUCUCACACGUCGAGGUGCCUCUGGAUGAUCUGCUGGCCGAGCUGCAACUCCUCGAGGCCCAAUCCAGUGCGGCUAUCCAGCACCAUGAAUCCCAUGUGGCAGAUGCUGUUCGUGGCAGUGAGUUCGAUCUAGCCACCAUGGUGAACUCUGGCCGUGUGGAUUCGAUCUGCACCAUGAUGGCACGACACCCAGUGGACUUUGGGGUCCAGCUGCAUCGUCUGUUCACUGCAGAUCGCCCCACCUUUGAGCUGCUCAUUCGCCAGCGUUUGUUGCACCGCUGGCUCCGUGCGACCUGGGGUGGCUCAGCAUCAUUUGACAAGCUGUACACCAAGUCGUUUGGACACAAGAUGACCAGAGAGUCGGUGGUUGAGCUGUUCCGGGCCCUGCAACACUCCGACACCCUGGCACCCAUCGUUUCCGAGACGGAAGCUGGUGACGAGCUGACCCUGUCCAGAUUGGACUUGGAACUGGUGCUGGCACUGGCUGAGGUGCUUGCAGCAGCCCAUAGCCCUCUCUACUUUGCAUCCGAUGCAGCCGUCAUGGUGUCCACUGGAUGCACCAUUGAGAUCAUCCCUGCGCACCGUGGGCUGCGCUCCCUCUCGGCUCCAACCAUGCUAGCUGUCCUCAUGUCAACCCACCUUGGUGAAGAGCUGUGGCGCAUCAUGGAAACGAUGUUUGAUGGUGAUGACGACAUGAACCGAGUCAUGGCGCACCUGUACGACAUUCACGAGAGUGGAUUCGUCAGCCUUCCACACAUCGGCAUCACACGAUGGGAUCAGGAAUUGGGCCGAUUUGUCGUCCCGACUGACGAAGUGGAUGACACUGCCACCCCGGUGGACGACUCCACCAUGACCCAAGUGGUCAACCGUCAGUACUAA